Molecule: messenger RNA, 1733 nt
Organism: Cuscuta campestris
Lineage: Eukaryota; Viridiplantae; Streptophyta; Magnoliopsida; Solanales; Convolvulaceae
Source: the annotation of a GenBank genome assembly
CAGCAUACAUAAAUUAAAGAGAGUCAAAGAAGAAGCUAAGGAAGAAGACAUACAUACAUAGAGAGGCAAGCAAGCUAGUUGCUGCCUUAUCAUACUGAUCGAAGCGCGCAAAGAAUCGAAGAAUGCAUCCAAGAGAAGCCACAUUCAGCUUCUUGAUCUUCUUCUUCUUCGUCUUGACUCCAUCUCUUCUUACCCUCACAUUCAGCCACCAACACCCCAACCCUGAACAUGUGGUCAAAGAAGUUCUAAGGAGAGUGAAUGAAUCAGUGACGACGAGAAGAUCCCUUCAGUCUCAGCCACCACCAUGCCCGACCGGGAACUCAAUCGACGACUGCUGGCGGUGCGACCCGAAUUGGGGCAGCAACCGCCAGCGGCUAGCUGACUGCGGGAUUGGGUUCGGGAAAUAUGCAAUGGGCGGGAAAGGCGGGGAGAUAUACAUGGUCACGGACUCAUCGGACGAGGACCCCUUAAACCCGAAACCGGGCACUCUCCGGUACGGGGUGAUUCAAGAGGCCCCGCUGUGGAUCAUCUUCCAGGAGAGCAUGGCCAUCACGCUCAACCACGAGCUCCUCGUCGGCAAAUCGAAGACCAUCGACGGCCGCGGCGUGAACGUGCAGAUAACCGGAAAAGGGUGCAUCGUCCUCCGGUCAGUGACCAACGUCAUCAUCAGCAGCCUCCAGAUCUACAAUUGCGUCCCGUCUAAGGCGGAGCGAGUGCGGCUGAGCCCGGAUUUCGAAGAGGAGGUGUCGGGAUCGGACGGGGACGGGAUAUCCGUCCAGGCGUCGUCCGCCGUGUGGAUCGACCAUUGCACCCUGGCGAAUUGCGCGGACGGCCUGAUCGACGUCACGGAAGGGUCCACGGCGGUGACCAUAUCCAACAACUACUUCUCCCACCACGACAAGGUGAUGCUGCUGGGGCACAGCGACGAUUACCCCGCCGACAAGCGGAUGCAGGUCACCGUCGCGUUCAAUCGGUUCGGGGAAAGGCUGGGACAGAGGAUGCCGAGGUGCAGAUUCGGCCAUUUCCACGUCUUCAACAACGAUUACUCGGCGGGGUGGGGAAUCUACGCAAUCGGCGGCAGCGCACAGCCGACCAUCAAUUCCCAGAACAACCGCUUCGUGGCGCCGGAUAACCCUAAUUUGAAGGAGGUGACGAGGCGAGAAGAAUCAAGCCAGGGCGAGUGGUCACGAUGGAAUUGGAGGACGGACGGAGAUAUAUUUCUGAACGGAGCGAAUUUCGUGGCCUCCGGCAGCAUCCAAGCCGACUCAUACACCGAUGCGGAGAGCUUUAAUCCCGCCGGCUUCAGCGAGACGCUGACCCAAAACGCCGGCGUCCUCAAUCGCAACCAAGGGAACAUUCCCAUCGGCGGCGGCGGGGUGAGCAAUAUCCCAGGCAGCGACCAAUGGGAUAUCGUGUUCACAGGCGGAGCGCCACCACAACCACCCACCACAGUCCUCUUUUGGUCGUCAUCAUUUCUUCUGCUUGUAUACCCUACCUUCUGUAGCCUUUGGGGGCGCUAAUUCAAUGGAUUGUGAAUUUAAUUUAAUCUCUUCCCCAAAAACAGAAUGGAAUGUAACUGAAUUGAUUUGGUUCAGAUUCCCUUUUUACUCAUUUACCCUCCCGUCCGAAAAUGGCCUCCAUGCAAUCCAUUUGGGGAGAGGAGUAUACUGUAAAUUUAGUUAUUUUUUCUACGCCAUGCAAAUUCAUUUAAUAGCUAGUUUGGUCUCGAAUUG